AGCAGAAACAACAGUGACAGCAGCUCCCGCUUGUUGAAACGCCACAGCCUGCAUGCUCAGUUAAUGUGGCUUCAUGCUUUUCAGAAGUAAAUAUUAAAUCAGGCUUGACGGUGGAUUCAACCCUCAGUUUUUCUUUUUAGCGCGGAAGGAGCUCAGCUGGUUUCUUCCUUACGGAUGUAAAACAUCCCGAGUGGCCCAGCAGCCAAGUCUGAAGUCUGUCGUCGCCGUGUGUUCAUCAUCCAGAGGCGGAAAGAAACAGAUCGAGUUUCUUAAAAGCUAAACUGUGCAUUAGCUCUAAGCUUCAGCUCGUCUCCAUCCCCUCCGGAGGGCGAUAAGGUGCUUCUGGAGGUGUUGGGAUGAACAGGUCCAGGUCCAGCUGGAAUAAAAAAGCCCCCCAGGUCACCAGAGUCACCCGCAGCUCCAGCUCCCAGGCCAGACACCCCAGUCCCACAGAGCCCCAGGACCCCGUCCCGGGCCCGUAUGGGAAACAGCGAAGGAAGCAGGCGGACUCGGCUCUGGCCCAGGACCUCAGCCAGAUGAGUGUGAGCGGGCAGGACGGUUCAGCUGCAAGUGAUCCCAUGCAGUCGUCUGAGUCCAGGUCUGAUCAGGGUGGUCCAUCUACCUUUGCUGCCAAGCCGUCGUCCCGUAGCGGUUUAGCCUCCGUGGUUCGGCUGGUGAAGCUCGGCCGCUGCAAGAACGUGGUGGUGGUGGCCGGAGCAGGAAUCAGCACAGCCAGCGGCAUCCCAGACUUCAGGACUCCAGGAACGGGUCUUUACGCCAACGUGGAGAAAUACAACAUCCCUUACCCAGAGGCCAUCUUCAACAUCGACUACUUCUCCAACGACCCGCAGCCUUUCUUCUCCCUGGCCAAGGCUCUGUAUCCCGGCAGCCACCGGCCCAACUACAUACACUACUUCAUCCGCAUGCUUCAUCACAAAGGCCUGCUGCUGCGGAUGUACACCCAGAACAUAGACGGACUGGAGAAAUUGUGCGGCAUCCCAGACGACAAACUCGUGGAGGCUCAUGGUAGUUUUGCCACAGCGUCCUGUCACCUGUGCUACACUCCGUAUCCCGCUGAGGAGGCUAAGUUCGCCAUAAUGAACGGCAACGUGCCCGUGUGCACAUUCUGCUCGGCUACAGUCAAACCCGACGUCGUGUUCUUCGGAGAAGACCUCCCUCAGAAAUAUUUCCUCCACACGAAAGACUUCCCUAAAGCUGACCUGCUGAUCAUCAUGGGCACGUCUUUACAGAUCGAGCCGUUCGCCAGCCUGGUGAACACGGUGCGCUCCACGGUGCCUCGCCUCCUCCUGAACCGACACGCCGUGGGUCCCUUCGAGAAGGUCCCGCUGCGGAGAGGGGACCACGUGGAGCUGGGGGACCUGGAGGACACUGUCCGGAGGUUCGCUGAAAUGCUCGGCUGGAGCCACGAGAUCGAAGAGCUGAUGAGGAGUCAGGAAGCACCGAGCGUCCCUGCAGUGGUGAGCAGUCCUCCCUCACAGAGCAGAGAAACAUCAGAGCCCCGAGGCAGGACGGAGACAUCCAGGUCCAAACCGGGAGUUCAAAGAGGAUCCAGCAGCGGCAGCGAAGAGACCGACUCCGAGACAGACAGCAAAAGCUCCGCAUCGUCCAGCCCGAGCAACUGACGCUGCACAUUUUUUUUUUUUUUUUAAAAAUGUGGAAACACACUGGAAAAGUUAGAGACGGUUUUCUGUCUCCACACUAAGACUGUUGCGCGCACACAUCUAUAUCUCUUAUCGUGUUUUUGUUUCGGGCCUUGCCUCUUCCUCCGAGAGAGUUAGCAGAGUGAGAUGUUCAUGCUGUGUUUAUAUGUACAAAUCAAAAAGUUAAUCAAGUUCAUGAAACGUAGUCCAAACACUAGAAAACACUCAAUGUAAAUGUUUCCUCGCUAUGUUUUAUACUUGAGGCUAAUUAAUAAACUUGUUUUAUAUCAGUAAAUAACUGUAUUAUGCACUUAUAUUUAAUAAAAUUAUUACAUAAUU
Molecule: messenger RNA, 2000 nt
Organism: Mugil cephalus (flathead mullet)
Lineage: Eukaryota; Metazoa; Chordata; Actinopteri; Mugiliformes; Mugilidae
Exons: 9
Coding region: 357-1643 (428 amino acids)
Molecular function (GO): NAD+ binding
Source: RefSeq, a predicted model, not a curated record